Vicia villosa (hairy vetch) is the source of this 525-nucleotide messenger RNA. RefSeq names its product agamous-like MADS-box protein AGL29. Gene Ontology annotation, molecular function: DNA-binding transcription factor activity, RNA polymerase II-specific; RNA polymerase II cis-regulatory region sequence-specific DNA binding; protein dimerization activity. Bases 21 to 485 code for a protein of 154 amino acids. Gene Ontology annotation, biological process: regulation of transcription by RNA polymerase II. The record is from RefSeq and is a predicted model, not a curated record. The transcript has a single exon. Lineage: Eukaryota; Viridiplantae; Streptophyta; Magnoliopsida; Fabales; Fabaceae.
AAGGUAGAUUUUAAGAAAUCAUGGGUCGUAAAAAAAUAGAGAUAAAAUUGGUGAAGAACAUAGAAGCUAGGUAUGUCACAUUUUCUAAAAGAAGGAAAGGUCUCUUUAAGAAAGCAAGUGAGUUAUCAAUUCUUUGUGGGGCUAGAGUUGGAUUGCUUGGAUUCAGUCCUAGUGGUAAGCCAUUUGCUUUUGGUUCUCCAUCUUUUCAAGUUGUGAUUGAUGAGUACCUUCAUGAAGGAGGUGUUGAGACUUUUGAAAAUGGAGAGAUUGGCAAUCUCAAUGAAGAACUUAAAGAUUUGAAAAAAGAGAUAAAGGUGGAGGACAAAAAGAUUGAAGAAGUUGACAAAGGUAUCAUCCCUACCGAUCUUAGUUUGGAGGAACUUCAAAAAGUGAAGACUUCAUUGAAAGAGCUCCAAGGUGAAAUUGAGGCAGCUUCAUCUUUACUUCUCCUUGCAAAAAAACCUGUGUUUAUUAUUCAAGGUUGAAUGAAUAUUAGCAUAUAAGCCUCAUUAUAUAUUUUUUGUU